AUGGACGACCAAAUUGUGGUAGAUUUCGAUCACGACUCGAUAGCACAUCCUACCAACUGGAGCCAUGCCAAAAAACUAUAUACAGUCCUCGCUUCAUUGUUCUUGGUUCUGAACUCAGGGAUAUCGUCUUCCUUGCCUAGCAACGUGGUCCCGUACAUCAUGGAGGAUUUCGGCGUCGAUGGAGGCUCGCAAAAGGUGCUGCCAACGGGAGUUUUUCUCAUCGGAUAUGUCGUCGGUCCUUUGGGAUUCAGUCCGCUAAGUGAAACCAUUGGACGAAAGUCUGUCCUACUUGGAAGCUUUACAGUCUUUGUUCUAGCGACACUUGCCUGUGCUUUCGCUCCGAAUUGGCCAUCACUAUUGAUCUUCCGGUUCAUAUGUGGUGCGAUGGGUGCUGCACCGCAGACCGUUGUUGGUGGUGUUUAUGCGGACAUGUUCUCGAACCCUCGGAACCGUGGCCGUGUGAUGACCUUUUAUAUGUCUGCUGCAAGCUUCGGGCCAAUUGUGGGACCAAUCAUGUCGGGGUGCAGCGCACAAUAUGGUUGGCGCUGGACCUUUCGCAUCGACCUGAUACUGGCUGGAAGCUGCUGGAUUGGGGCGCUAUUUCUUCCGGAGACUUUUGCGCGCGUCAUUCUCCAAAAGAAAGUGAAGGAGCUGAACAGCACCUUCAAGACAGACAACUACAUCUCCCAGCUGGAAUUGAAAAAGGUGGAAGUGAAUUCCAGCCUUCUUGAAAUCUUCACCAGACCUAUUACUAUGGUCAUCUUCGAGCCUAUUAUCCUGUUCAGUGCUCUUUAUAUUUCAUUUGCCUAUGCUCUCAUUUUCUUUUGCUUUGCCGCAUAUCCCAUCAUUUUUGAAGGAACCUAUGGUUUCAAUGUGCAGCAGACUUCGCUCUGCUUUCUGCCCAUUGGCAUUGGCGCGGCCUCAUCCGGCCUCAUCUCUCUUUACUACGACAUCUAUUACGAAAAAGCCAAAGCCCAGGGCAAGAAGUGGACCACGAUCCCGGAGUACCAGCGCCUGCCGAUUUGCCUGAUUGGUGGCCCCUGUCUCACCAUCAGUCUGUUCUGGCUUGCUUGGACGGCCGACCGCCACGUCUACUGGCUGGUCCCAGUGCUUUCCGGGUUGUUCUUCGGCGUCGGCUAUCAGGUCCUCUUCAUCUCGCUCCUAACGUAUGUCACCGACGCGUACAAGAUCUACUCCGCGAGCGCGCUGUCUGCCUCGCUCAUCACCAGAAGUAUCCUCGGUGCAGUGUUCCCGCUGGCGGCCGACCCCAUGUACUCUGCAUUGAGUGUGGGGUGGGCGACGUCGAUCCUGGGAUUCGCGAGUCUGGCGUGUAUUCCCAUUCCGGUCAUGUUCAUCUACAAGGGGGAGUGGAUUCGGAGGAAGAGCCCGUUCUGUCAGCGGUUGAUGGAGGACGAGAGGAGGCGGAAGGAAGAGAUGAUGGCGACUAGGCCUGCUACUCCUGUGGAGGUGGUUUAG
Molecule: messenger RNA, 1476 nt
Organism: Aspergillus aculeatus ATCC 16872
Lineage: Eukaryota; Fungi; Ascomycota; Eurotiomycetes; Eurotiales; Aspergillaceae
Product: MFS transporter
Exons: 6
Coding region: 1-1476 (491 amino acids)
Biological process (GO): transmembrane transport
Molecular function (GO): transmembrane transporter activity
Source: RefSeq, a predicted model, not a curated record